UUUUUUUUCGGACGGUCCCUUGGCGCGCGCAGCCGUCAGUCAGUUCGGUACAGCACGGUGCGGUGCUCCUACAUCUCUGUAUGAAUGACAGCGCAGUUAACCAACACAGAGGAAACUCUUCACUGAUUCUCAUGAGCCGUACGAGCAACUGAGCUGGAUUUACAACCCCCCCACCUCCCGCCCCCCCCUCCAGCUCACGGACUGACCUGCAGCUUGCCUGACUGAGACAUGUCAUUUGGGAUAUUACAGCCUCCAUCUUCGCUGUAAGACAAACACCAUGAAGAGAUGACCGAGGACUUGUAGAGCUCACAGCAGAAGAGGAGCUGACGGUAAAUGAGAGGCUGUCACCAUGCCCCCGGGGAAGUAUGGGAUGCAGGAGGAGUGGGAGAAGGAGGGGGACCAGGAGAUCAUGAUGGACUUCCUGUUGCCUACGGGGAUCUUCCUCAAAUUCCCUGUAUCACGAAACAACACAAUUUCAAUCAUCAAAAAAAUGGUUUGGAAAAAUGCCAGAAGUGAGGCCUUGUUCGGGGCCCUGGGGGACCCUGAUGCAUACGUCUUUACCUGCAUCAACCAGACGGCAGAGAGGGAGGAACUGGAGGAGGAAUCGAGGCGUAUAAGUGACGUGCGGCCCUUCAUGUGUGUUCUAAGGCUGGUGGCAAGGGAAGGCGAUAGAGUGGAGAAACUCACCAACACACAAAUCAGCUUGUUAAUUGGCAAAGGUCUGCACGAGUUUGAGGCCCAGAAGAACCAAGAAGUGGACGAGUUUCGGACUAAGAUGCGUACGUUUUGUGAAGAGAAGGCUCAGGAGCGGCAGUUGUUGCCAUGGCAGCAGUGGAUGGAGUACAGCUUCCCGUGUGACCUGGAGCCAUGCUGCUCUCCACCGACAAGCGCCAAGUCAAAAAGUUCCAAGAAGAUUUUCAUCAAUGUCAAAUUUGAGGCUUGUGAUGAAAGCUUCAUGCUGCAGCAGGACCCUCAGGACCCCCCUGCAGCACUGAUGAAGAGCGCCUUGAAGAAGAAGGCCACAGUGUUUCGUUCAUUGCGACAGGAGCCCGAGGACUACACCCUACAGGUCAACGGGAGGUGGGAUUUCAUCUAUGGGAAACACCCUCUGUCCCAGUUUAAAUACAUUUUCUGGUGUUUGAGAAAUGGCCAAAACCCUCAUCUAACCAUGGUGCACUACUCCACUAUCAGCAAAUAUCAGGACGAGCAGGGCAGAAUGUGCAACCAGGUGUUUAAGAGUCGCUCCUCGUCCAGACCUCCUCCACUGCCCCUGAAGAAGCAGAAAACGUCUUCGCUGUGGUCCAUCAAUGAGCCAUUCUGCAUUCACCUGCUUCAGGGCAGCCGAGUCAACGCAGAUGAAGGAAUGAAGCUCGUAGUGCAGGCCGGCUUGUUCCAUGGCAGCGAACUGCUCUGUAAGGUGGUGACAAGCUCAGAGGUGGCAGUGUCAUCUGAGCCUCUGUGGGACCAAAAGUUGGAGUUCGACAUUAACGUGGCCGACCUGCCUCGCAUGAGCCGUCUGUGCUUUGCGCUCUACGCUGUCAUUGAGAAAGCCAAGAAACCCCGCGGCACCAAGAAGAAGAAUAAGAAAGCUGACUGUCCGAUAGCCUGGGUGAAUACUAUGGUGUUCGACUACAAGGACCAGCUAAAGACUGGGGAGGUCCUCCUGUCCACAUGGCCAUCUGUUCCUGAUGACAAAGGUGACUUGUUGAAUCCGAUGGGAACUGUGGAGAAGAACCCAAAUGUGGACAGCGCUGCAGUGCUGCUCAUCCGCUUCCACAACAUCCGCCCACAUCCUCUCUAUUACCCUCCACUUGACAAGAUAAGUGACAAUGAGAAUAAUGAGGAUGGAAAUUUUAUCGCCAAAGAAGAGUACAUGAAAUUAAAAGAAAUCAUGGAUAACAAAAACUACACCGAGUUUUUCGAGGACGAGAAGGAGAUCUUGUGGAAGCUUCGUGCAGAAGUCCGUGAUUGUUUCCCCGACAGUCUCUCCAAGCUACUCCUUAUAACCAAGUGGAAUAAGCAUGAGGACGUAGUCCAGAUGGUGAGUCUACUGAGGAACUGGCCCGACCUCCCUGCCAUCCAUGCCUUGGAGCUCUUAGACUACAGUUUUCCUGACCCAGUGGUCCGUUCUUUUACCAUCAGAUGCCUCAGGAAGCUUAGUGAUAAUGAACUGCUGCAGUACUUAAUCCAGCUGGUCCAGGUCCUGAAGUAUGAGUCCUAUCUCUACUGUGACCUCACCACUUUCCUACUGGAGAGGGCUCUCUCCAACAGGAAGAUAGGACACUUUCUGUUUUGGCAUCUCAGGUCUGAGAUUCAUGUGGCGUCUGUGAGUUUACGUUUUGGCCUGAUUUUGGAGGCCUACUGCCGGGGGAACAUCCACCACAUCAAGCUCUUAACCAAACAGAACGAGGCUCUGGGCAAAAUGAAAGCACUGAGUGACUUUGUAAAGUCGGGUUCCCAGAAGAUGACAGUGGAUGACCUGAAGCUGUGCAUCAGACAGGAAUCCUACCUGGAGGCCCUGUCAGACCUGCUGUCACCGCUCAACCCCAGCAUCAUUCUCGCUGAGAUCUGUGCAGAUAAGUGCCGGUUUAUGGACUCCAAGAUGAAGCCGCUGUGGUUGAUGUAUAAGAACCCCUGCAUUCAAGGAGACAUGGUGGGCAUCAUCUUCAAGAACGGAGAUGAUCUUCGGCAAGACAUGCUGACCCUCCAGAUGAUCCAGCUAAUGGAGAACUUAUGGAAGAAAGAAGGCCUGGAUCUCAGGAUGAUCCCAUACGGCUGCUUGUCCACUGGGAACAAGAUGGGGCUCAUCGAGGCAGUAAAGCACUCAGACACCAUCGCAAAUAUCCAGAGAAACAGCAGCAACAGUGCCGCCACCGCUGCCUUCAACAAGGACGCUCUGCUUAACUGGCUCAAAUCAAAGAAUCCUGAUGACAAACUUGAUAAAGCAAUAGAAGAGUUCACACUGUCCUGUGCUGGCUACUGUGUAGCUACUUAUGUCCUGGGCAUUGGAGAUCGUCACAACGACAAUAUCAUGAUCAGGGAAACUGGACAGCUGUUCCACAUUGACUUUGGGCAUUUCCUGGGUAACUUCAAGCGGAAAAUGGGGAUCAACAGGGAGCGUGUGCCUUUCAUCUUGACUUACGACUUUGUCCAUGUGAUCCAACAAGGAAAAACGAAUAACAGUGAGAAAUUUGAAAGGUUUAGGGAGUGCUGUGAGCAGGCCUACAAGAUCCUAUGUCGAAACUGGUCCCUGUUUGUUAACCUCUUCGCUAUGAUGAAGGCAGCAGGACUGCCAGAGCUCUCCUCCUUCAAAGACAUCCAGUAUCUAAAGGACUCUUUAGCGUUGGGCAAAUCAGAGGAGGAGGCGUUGAAGAAUUUCAAAGUGAAGUUCAACGAAGCUCUGCGUGAGAGCUGGAAGACCAAGGUGAACUGGAUGAUGCACUCCUUAGCCAAAGAUAACAGACCGUGAAGAACAAUGAAUAAAGGGAACCUGAGGAGCAACAACAAAUUAUUGAUUUGAACCAAGGAAGUAAACAGGAUCAAAUAUGAUCCUUUAUUAAUGGCAUUCAAGGACGCUCUGCAAAUGUUUACCUCUGGCUGGCCUGACCGUGGAAAAUCCCCUCUAAAUAGGAGCAUCCAAAAACAACUUUUAAUCCUGAAGAAUAAUUUCAGUCCAUAUAUUUUCUUCAAGAAGGACAUUAAACACACUCAUCUUCUCCAUUUAAACAAUGGAAUGCCUUUUCUUGAAGGCUGCAGAGGAAACAAUGAAAAACUGCUUUUUUCAUCUCCUAAAAUCGCUACUUGAAAACGUGUGCAAAGUGUCACGAGUCAAUGGAACAAGAACAGAGACUGAAAAUUCAGCUCACCGACUGCAACACUCAACAGGGUGCGAACUUCAAACAAACUUUAUGAUGACUAGAGAUGACACUGUUUAGUCACAGAGUACAAUAACAAGGCAGCAGCAGUUUCAUUUCAAACCCUUUGCUCAGUUUACAACCCUCCAUUGCUGUGUUGUUUCCUGUCAUUUUAACUGCCUCAUAGCAAUGGUGUUUUUUCUCAUUUUCCUUUUUUUGUGUGUGUAUUUUAUUUAAUCUGGGAACUCAGAAGUAUUUGUAAAAAGUCAUGAAGAAUAUUUUUAAAAUAUGAUGUGUUGAACUAUGUAUAAUGUUGCCUUGAAGUGAAGUAAUUCAUUAGCAUAGUAUUAUUUAUAAUAUAUUGAAAGAUGUGAGGCUUGGAAUUGAAUGAGCCGUUAGAUACCACUCUUGUCUGUGUUUUUAUACAUACAUACUAUUUACUUGAUGACAACUAACAAGUAGAAAAUAAAAUGAAGUGAUCUCAGGUGAAAUUAUCAGAUUAAAUGUUGAAUAAAAUAGCAGGUAGAACUAAAAUAAUAAUCUGUAGAGCUGUAGACUUGUUGAUGCAUAUCACAAAAAGUUGGUACACAUCUCUUUUGAAAGUUUGAAUCUGAACUACUAUCAAAGACGAUGCAGUAAGUUUGUGUGUCUUUCUGAAUUAUUUUUUGUUAUGUUAAAUUUCAAUUGCAUUGUUGAACUGAUGUUCUUAGUGCCAUGAAAAAGUCAUGUCAUGCUUGUGUCAAACACCUCUAUACUUUGUCAUAUCCAAUGCUGUGCAAAAUAGUGUGUCAGUGUGGGGCCGCUGGUGGCCGAGUGGUUAAUUUGUAUGUACCGAGUACGAAGCGGGCGACCAAGGUUAGAAUCCCACUUGUGGCUUCUUUCCCGCAUGUCAUUCCCCAUUCUCUCUUUCUCCCCCAAUUUCCAACUGUAUCCACUGUCUUGUCUCUCAAAUAAAGGCACAAAAAAAUGAAAGAAAAAAAAGUA
Molecule: messenger RNA, 4838 nt
Organism: Labrus bergylta (ballan wrasse)
Lineage: Eukaryota; Metazoa; Chordata; Actinopteri; Labriformes; Labridae
Gene: pik3cd
Product: phosphatidylinositol-4,5-bisphosphate 3-kinase, catalytic subunit delta
Biological process (GO): cell migration; phosphatidylinositol 3-kinase/protein kinase B signal transduction; phosphatidylinositol-3-phosphate biosynthetic process
Cellular component (GO): phosphatidylinositol 3-kinase complex; cytoplasm; plasma membrane
Molecular function (GO): 1-phosphatidylinositol-4-phosphate 3-kinase activity; 1-phosphatidylinositol-3-kinase activity
Source: RefSeq, a predicted model, not a curated record